AAACAACUGAAAAUGAUACAUCUUGCUAACCCUGAUUGCCUCAAGUCCUAUUAUAUUAAGACUGUAAUGUUCUGGAUGACAGAGACUCUACCCGAAACAUACUGGUGCCCAGAAAACCUUCUAAAGAGAAUAACAUGAUUGACCACAAAUCAACAGAGGAAUGCCGGGACGUGUCCGAUAAGAUAUCCUCACUGUUUACAGGCAGAAUGGAUGUCAUCAUUGCAGAACUUAUAUGCGAGGAUCAGAUAGAGGAUAUUUACGAUUUUGUAGGCUUUAAAAGAAGUAUUCUACCACCUCGUACUACUAAAAUUUGUCUACUUACUGAGAAAUAUUUACAGACUUUAAAUGCCGAAAUCUCGGGAAAUUUGUUAGAUGAGGCAGACAUAUUAAGUUCUUUGACUACAUGUACAAUACAGAAUUUGAGUCAAUGUAGAGCAAUGGAGGAAAUCAUAGAAGACUUGCCACAUUCGUUAACAAAUGACGUUUCAGGGUCAUUUGCAGUAAAUCUACGUCGACUUGUGGCAGAUUUUUAUCACUCUCAGAAGACGAGGCAGUCACACGAAAAAGCAGAGAAACUGUACAAAGAAAGUCUCUCACUCAGAUAUCCCAGUGGGUUUGAUGACAAAUUAAUCUCUGGGGUAGCUCAUCUCGCUUUAUUCUAUUAUCUAUAUGGCAACUUUACUGCUGCGCUGGACUCAAUAGAAUCAACUUUAGAAACCAUCAAGCAAAGCAUCAGAUCGGACACGACGUGUGGUUUCCUUCAUAUAGCCAUACCUUACUGCACAGAUCGAGUGUGGAGGGAUAAAAUUUUAUAUGUCAUCCUGCAGUCGCAGUCUUUCUGUUAUCCGUUGUACAUUAAUGUGAUUUCACUCAUUCUUUAUGUCGCAAUAAGAUCUCUUCUACUCGUGUUUGAGCCACGCUCCAAAGAAAGGGAACUCUUACAGUUGACUGAAUUACUUGUCCAAUGUGGACUUCAGAAUUUGAACCCCUGUUUAUUAGACACCUACGAUUACCUGAUAUGUGAAGUCAGGGAACUCUUGCUCUCUUUCUCCAUCCCUACACAUACUUUAUCUACGUAUGUGAUGCCGGAAAUUACUACAAGAACAGAGAGGCUGAAAAAUUACCACAACUGGAAUGAAAAUGAACCGAAGUCCACACCAAUUUAAUUUCUAGUUCGUCGGACAUCUGAUGAAAAAUUUGGGGGCGAACGAUCAAUUAAACAAUAUUUACAUUUUUGUAGACAAUGUAUUUUGGCAGAACAUGAAAAAAGUGAGCGGACAAUUAUAUUUGUUGUACUUUUUUUACUCACUGCUUUUCAAUUUAAACAAAUUAAAAAUUUGCGAAGACUUUUUUGGGUGCGGGAGAUUUAAAUUAAUAUUACGUGUAUUUAUAUGUUUUUGUUAAAUACAAUCGAAUGGGGUCAGAUGAGCAAAAAAUACAUGAAUAGGUAUGGCCUAAAUAAAACUGGAACGUACCUUUUAGAAAAUUGUCAAGGAAAAAACACA
This is a messenger RNA of Saccostrea cuccullata (small rock oyster), 1505 nucleotides long. RefSeq lists its product as uncharacterized. The transcript is spliced from 2 exons. The record is from RefSeq and is a predicted model, not a curated record. The coding region runs from base 135 to 1166 and encodes 343 amino acids. Lineage: Eukaryota; Metazoa; Mollusca; Bivalvia; Ostreida; Ostreidae.